UUUCUGUCCCCCGCUGAGUCAGAUGGACAGCUCCCAACUUAGAAUGACACAAACAGGCAGACCAGCCCUUCCGAAUUCAGAACGUCCGAAAACAUCAAGAGGACUCUAAAAUACAAAAGAAAAACAACAUCGGGCGCUGGAGGAUAUCACAGAGAUGGAGGAAUGCGAGAGCCUGGACUCUGAGAUGACGGAGCUGCAGGAGUUUCAGUGCGAAACUUCAGAGGCCGCCAGCCAGGACGAUGAGGAUGAGGUGGAGGAGCUGCGAAACAGUCUGCGAGAGGUUGUCCAGGACCAGUCGGUGAAGCCCAAACUCCAGUGCUUGAUGGUGGAUCCAUCGUUCUCCAUGGUAACAGUUCAGAGUGAGGACAGUGGUAUUGUUUGGGAGACGGCCUCUAGCCGCUGCUCUACUCCCUGGGCCUCUGAGACGAGCUCUAUCUCUGAAGCCUACAGCAUGGAGGGCUCCGGGGCUGCGGGGAAGAUCACCAUCGUCUUUGACGAGGAGAAAGUGGUCCGGAGGAGGACAAGGUCUGGGGGAAGGAGCAGCAGGUUGGGGGACAGGCUGAGCAGACCCGGCAGCUCGAGAUCAGCUUCGGCUCUGGGGGUGGAGAGGCCGGAGAUGGCGGAGGUUUCUCUCCCCAACUUAAAGCAGGAGAAAACCGAAGCAGAGCCGGACCUGGAGGAGAUCAAAAACAAGGAUCAGCAGCUGUUUAGUUUGAUUUCAGAGGGUUAUGAGAUUCUCAACAUCAGAGUCCCCUCCAAACUUCCCACUGUGGAUGAGGAGGAGAGCACAGAGCUGCAGGACAAUUUGUCUUAUCUGGACCAGACUCCCAAGAUCAGGUCCCGAAACCACCAUGACUGGAAACAGAAUCAUGUCCUGCCAGAGGAGGGGGAAAUACUGGAGCCCUCAGAGCAAGAUUCCUCUCAGCCAUCAGCAGAUACAGAACACGGACACACACCCACUCAGAAAGAGAGCACCAGUGACAUCGACUACUUUGAGAAGUUUACCCUCUUGGAUGAGGUGGUCCCUGGAGAACAAGCUCCAGAGCUGCAGGAGGAGGCAGAACAGCCUGCAGUGAAACCCAAAGCAGAGGAGCAAAAACCUGCUAAAGAGACAGCAUCAGACAGCCCCUCUGCAUCAGAAGACUCCUUCGUCUUUGUUACAGAUGUGGAGAUAGUCGGGGAACACCUGGAUGAGGUCUUCUAUGGAGAGGGAGCUCCUGCUGACGCGCUGCAGAGGAGAGACGACGAGGACGAGGCGGAAGCCAGGAUGAGGUCGAGACGAGAGAGCCAGAGAUCGAUGAAGGAGAGCGGCUCAGUACUGUUCGGGAGCGAGGAGACCACGCUCACGCCCAUCUACAUCUCCCCCGGACCUCCGAAGAUCAUAGACCCCAUCCUCCUGGAGGAGCCCACUGCCAUGUCCUUCAUGUACUCUGACCUUUAUGAGGAUGCCGUUGGCGAGAGGAGGAGGAGCGAUGAGGACUGCUCGGAGGGAGAGAGCGUGGCAUCUGAGAAGUCUUAUAAGAGACGUUUGUCAGAUUCAGAGGAGGCGGACGGGUACCUGGAGAAGUUUAUUUUGAAGGAUGAAACACCCACAGUGGAGGUUCAGCCAGAGUCACUGGAGGAUAAGAGGAAGGGGAGGAUGAUAUGGUCACAGAGUAAAUUUGACGUGACAGGAUGUCUAACAAGGGUGGUCAGAGAAGAAGACCAAGACAAGACAAAGACAGAGGCACCAAAGACACAGGAGGUCAGUGCUGGAGACAGGAGUGAAGAUCUACAAUCAGCAACAUUUGAAGAGAAAAGAGAAACAGUUACAGCAACAAGAAAGGAGACGGAGCAAGUACAACUCUCCAUGGUGACUGUAGAGCGUGCACUCAGGGAAGCCUCAGAAGAACCAGUUCAGGAGUCUAAAGUGACAGAGGAUCAGGAAGUGAAACAUGAGGUGAAAAGAGAUCAGACUGAGCAUCCUGAGAGCAGCACUGAUGAGCCUCUUCCUGAAAUUCAGGAGGUGGACAGAGAAGCAGAGAAGACAGAGAGAGAGAGUGAGGAGCAUCUGAAAAAAGAUCACAAAAGAAGCAUUAUUGAAACCGAGCAGCCACGUCAGACCCAAAAAGUGGCAGAAAAAGCAGGUGAAGUGCCUGUAAAACCUACAGAGGAUACAGCAGGAAAAGCACCUGAGUUGCCACAGACGGACAUUAAAUCAGAAACAGAAACCACUGAGAAGAGUUUGUCUGAAGAGGCACCUACUGACGCUAAAACGGUGGCUGCUCGAGAGAAAGUCACAACUGAGGCCAAAGCAGAGGGCUUGGUUGAAGUUAAAGAACCUGAGACAGUACAACAGGAAAUACUCACCUCGACGGAACCCUCAGGUGAGAUAGAGACAUCAGUUGAGAUAUCACCACGUAAGGAAAAAGAAGCAGCAGAGGACGUUCCUGAGGACGUCGCACCUGUCGAGGUUGUCACCGACUGUGACUGCGCAGUGCAGGCAGUAGUGGAGGUGACCGAAAAAACAGUGAAUGAAAAAGAGAUUCAAACCCAAGUUCAGAUCGAUCUUCAGGAGGUGACGAGCGCUGAGACAACAGAUGUUCAAAGAGCAGCUCUCGAGGGAGGAAGAGAACGUGAAUCUCUGGCAGGGGAUACCGCAGCUGAGAGCCAGUUACCUGAAUUCAUCACCGAAGCUGAUCAGGAGUCAGAGGUUAAAACUGAGAUUUCAAAUGAGGUAACUGAACCCAUGAUGCCAGAAGACAUCAAGACAGAUUCAAAUAAGAAACACCAUGAAAUCCUUGAAUCCCUGCAGUAUCAACAAGAGGCGACAGUAACUGAUAGCGAAUUAGAUAAGACUAAGCUGAUAAGUGAAGUCAAAGCUAAAACACCCACAGAGGACACUGGUGCUGUUGUUCAGGAGAUGGUGAGUGUAGGCGACGAGUUAAUCCUCCUGGUUCCCAAAGGACAAGCUGUAGAGAUGGACAUUAAUAUUGGUCAGUGGUCGGACAAGACCACAGGUGACGCAAAAGCUCCCCCUGAACCUGAGAGCACGUGUGAACAUCUCGCAGCACCUGAAGAUAUGCCAGCACCAACGGAAGAAACGACAGAGCCUCAGCUGGAGGCAGAACCAGAAGAUCUACCCCGGGAGUACUCACCACCUCCACCUGUGGUGAAGGCUGAAACAGAGGAGAGGAAGAUGGAGGAGGACUUAGAAGAAGAUGAGGGUGUCUUUUCCCGUCUGAGGAGCUUUACUCCUCAGGAGGAUUUAUCUGGCCUGCACAGAGAGGAUGUACUAUCAGAAGAAGAAGUGGAUGUAGAGCAAAAGGCGGAGAUGCACAAGGUGGAAGAUGCUCCAGAAGAAAUCCUUAAAUGGGAUGUAGGUCCAGAUAUUGAUCUGCACAGAGAGGAUUUAGAGCAAAAGAUGGAGCAAGAUGAGGUGGUUGCAGAAGUGCCUGCAGAGGAGCUCGAAUAUGAGGUCAUAUCUAAACAGGAUGCAGAAGAGAUGCCAGAACCUGAAAUAAAGAGAGAUGAAGAGAGACCAAGGCCUGCGUCUGGACAGGACAGAGAGAAGAGGAUGGAGGUGGGGAUGGAGACCGAAGAGAAAGCGUUUGAUCUGUCCCCGGAAGAAGAGCUUAUUGAGGCUGACUAUGAAAUCAUUGAUGCAGAGGAGGAGAAUCAGGCCCGGCUGGCCGCUGAGCUGCAGGGGAUGGACUGGUUCUGUCUUACCUGUGGAUGUCUGCUCUCAGAGGACGACUGUGCGUCUGGAGAGCAUCACAGCCACGAGGUGACCGCUGUGGACAAAGCCUAUGAGGAAAUCAAGGAGAAGCUGAGUGACUGGAUCUCAGAGCUUCAGGGGAGGUCAGAGAACAUUGAGGACUUGGUGUCUGAACUGGAGCUGGCCUACAACUCUGUAGAGGACCAGUGUGUGGAGAGCGAGGCGGCGAUGCAGGCGCAGAAUGAGGAGAUGAUGGCUCUGGUGAUGGAGCAGUACAACAACAUGUCUGUCAGCAUGGAGGAGGAGAAGAAGGCCAAGCUGGAGCAGCUGUACGACCAGAUCGUCUCCUUCCAAGAGAGCAUCGACUCUGCCAAGGCCACUAUAGAGACCACAUCCAGAGAGGCUGAGACUGAUGCUCGGUCACCUGAAGACAUUCAUGCAAGGCUCAAGGCAGCUCUGGACUCUGCUAUGUCACUGGAGCUGGGUCCCAAAGGACUGCUGGUGUUUGAGGACUACGCCAAGGGCAACGCCUCCAGCUCACACCUCGCGCAGCGCAAGGGAAUCCCAGUACCUCAGAGGCCCACGCUGCAGCCCCAGGAGCCAGGCUCAGCCACCAGUACCAGUGUCACUGUUUACUGGAAAGUCAACCCUGGAGAUAUCAUAGACUGCUUCCAGGUCUACUGCAUGGAGGAUCCACAUGGAGCUGUGUCAGAGGAGUACCGUGUGACAGUGAAGGAGAGUUACUGUGUCUUGGAGGAGCUGGAGCCUGACAAGACGUACAAGGUGUGGGUGAUGGCUGUCAACUAUACAGGCUGCUCUCUGCCCAGCGAGAGACUCGUCUUCACAACUGCUCCAUCAGUGCCUGUGAUUGACACAGAGCACUGUACUGUCAUGUGGGAUUCGGCCACGCUGAGGUGGCAAGAACAGAUCUCCAGACAGAGUUACACCUUGGAGUACUGCCGUCAGUAUGAACUGGAGGGGGAGGGGCUCAGAUCCAUCUCAGGCAUCAAAAGCUGUGAACAGAGGGUUCUCCUGCAGCCCAGUGAGAAUUACCUGUUCUACAUCAAAGCUGUGAAUGAGGCUGGAGCCAGCGAACAGAGCGAGGCUGCACUCAUUUCCACAAAAGGGACGAGGUUCCACCUGCUGAAAGCCUCAGCUCACUCUUCUUUGGAGCUGUCAGUGGACCAGACCACCCUGCACUAUCCUCAGGACACAUAUGAAAACACACCAUUCACAGAUAGACAGUGUCCAUCCAUCCUGGGUGAGUUGCUGCCAGCACGAGGGCACUACUACUGGGAGACGAUUGUGACAGGAAGUACAGCUUACAGACUCGGAGUGGCGUACAGCACAGCCAAUAGAGACAACUCACUGGGGGAAAACAGCCUGUCAUGGUGUUUGCAGUGUAUCCCUACAGCAUCAGGCUGCAGGUAUCAGUUGCUCCACAAUGACGUUCAGACCAGUGUGUUUGUGAUUGAGAUGCCUGAGCGAGUGGGUACUCUGCUGGAUUACCAGCUCGGUCGUCUGUCUUUUUACAAUGCCCAAAAAGGUCAGUUGAUAGGCACCUUCAGCCAGCGCUUCACCCAGCCUUGUCACCCUGCUCUGGCCCUGGAAAUGCCAGGCAGUCUGGAGGUCUGCAUGGUGCCAGAGGUGCCAGAGUUUACCAAGGACAGCUAGCUCUGCUGCUACCUGUCUCACACGCUGAAGAGUUUACAGUUCAUGUUGGACAUUUGUUAAUUUGAAUGAUCUUACUUUACAGUGAUUAAAAUGACCACUAUUGCAUCACCAAGAAGAGCGCAGAUAUGAUGGGACAUAAAAUAUACUAACAUCCACAGUAAAGGUAGAAGACACAAUGGGGUCCCAUUUAUUUAAAGAGACCCCAUUGAUGGGUUUGUGUGUUUUUUAAGGAAAAAGGAACUUAAAUUCAAAAACAAAUUUUCUCUCAUUUUUUGGCGACAGAAAUGAAUCGGUCUUGUAAAUAUCAAAAACAGAGCUAGUGCAAAUGAAAGAUGAAGGUGUGCAAUACAACUGAUUGAAACUGAGUGCCUUGAAUUUUUUUUUCACAGGAGAGCUUCUUGUAUUUUCUUUUUCAUCCAGGGAGAAGUGAAAUAUUAUGGAUCAUUGUGUCAUUUUGAUGUGAUGAUGUGACAGUUUUGUACUUUGUAAAUGUUCUACGAUUUAUUCAUCCUCAGUUGUCUCCUCUUCCUUCAAACCCUUCACUGAUAGACACUGUGAGUAAAGGCUCUAACAACACACUGAAGUCAAACACACUUUGUAUCGUCAUAGAGACAAACAAGCAAUAGUUGCAGUCUUUUGUCACCACAGAGUUUAGACAAUGAGCUUUUAUCUCCAAAAAAUAUAUAUAUACUGUAGCACUUUUCGAACUGUGUUUCAUAUUGUGAAUAGGUCUAUUUUGUGUAAAUAACCUUUGUAAACAGAUGUGAUCAGUUCUCUGUUUUGUUAUGUGCGACUGAUGGCAAACACAGAUCAACUGUUUUUCUUUUCCUGUCUUGUAAACUGAUUUUCUCGUCUGAGCCUGAAUGAACAUGAUUACUUUUUCUAUUUGCGCAAGUGGACUGAUUAUUUUUGACUCAGCUCAUUAGUUCUCUAACUUACCACUAGAGGGUGUCAGGACUCCAUUAGCUGUAACACCAUCUCAAAAGCUUCCAAAAAUGGAUGUAUCUGUCCUCUGAAUAAUGUAUGACCAGUUAUUUCAAUCACCUGAAUGGACAUGGCGCGGUAUAUUCUGUACGAAGUGCAGUGUCAAAUAAAAUGAUCCUCAAUUAUAAUGAUA
Lates calcarifer (barramundi perch) is the source of this 6488-nucleotide messenger RNA. It is a transcript of the gene cmya5, whose product is annotated as cardiomyopathy associated 5. The coding region runs from base 155 to 5371 and encodes 1738 amino acids. Lineage: Eukaryota; Metazoa; Chordata; Actinopteri; Centropomidae. The record is from RefSeq and is a predicted model, not a curated record. The transcript is spliced from 14 exons. Gene Ontology annotation, molecular function: protein binding.